Messenger RNA from Cheilinus undulatus (humphead wrasse), 2163 nucleotides. RefSeq names its product zona pellucida-like domain containing 1a (gene zpld1a). Gene Ontology annotation, cellular component: cell surface. NCBI's taxonomy places the organism in Eukaryota, Metazoa, Chordata, Actinopteri, Labriformes, Labridae. The record is from RefSeq and is a predicted model, not a curated record.
AUGAAUCUCUUAUGUGGGGGAUCUCUUUUCCCGCCCUUCCUGAGUCCUGUUUCUAGUUUGGGUAGGGAUGCUGUGCGGACCAUUCCAUCGUCUGUCCCAAGCUUAUGGAGAACCGCUGACUUACUGGCUUCCAGGAACCAGGGUGCUGAAAUGGAACAAACUUUUUUGAUCCUUUUAAUUUUUAUUAAGGCAAUGGCAGUCAGAGCUCAGUUCAAUGGAUACAACUGUGAUGGCAACUUUCACAGCCGCUUCCCAGCGGAGCGGGAUAUCAGCGUAUACUGUGGAGUGCAGACCAUCACCCUCAAGAUUAAUUUCUGCCCUGUCCUCUUUUCUGGCUACACUGACGCUGACCUGGCCCUCAACGGUCGCCAUGGAGACGCCCACUGCCGCGGGUUCAUCAACAACAACACCUUUCCUACCGUGGUCAUCUUCAGCAUCAGCCUGGCCACGCUGGAGUCCUGUGGUAACGCCCUGGUGGUCUCUACAGCUCAAGGACCCAACGCCUACGGGAACCUGUCACUGGUGCAGAUUGGAAAUGUUUCAGGGUACAUCGACACGCCGGACCCCCCUGCCAUCAUCAGCUACCUACCAGGUCUGCUGUACAAGUUCAGCUGCAGUUACCCUCUGGAAUACCUGGUCAACAACACGCAGCUGGCCUCGUCAGCAGCUGCUAUCUCAGUGAAGGACAGCAACGGUACCUUCAUCAGCACAUUGAAUCUGCUGCUGUACAACGACUCCUCGUAUAUUCAGCAGCUGUCCAUCCCCAUGGCGGGACUGACCCUGAAGACGAGGGUGUUUGCAGCCGUGAGAGCUUCUAACUUGGACAGGAGGUGGAAUAUUUUGAUGGACUACUGCUACACCACACCUUCUGGAAACCCAAAUGAUGACCUCCGUUAUGACCUUUUUUUUAGCUGUGAAAAAGACCCCCAGACUACGAUCUUUGAAAACGGCAAGAGCCAGAUGGGCCGAUUUGCCUUCGAAGUAUUCCGCUUUGUCAAGCACAAGAACCAGAAGAUGUCCACUGUCUUCCUGCACUGUGUCACCAAGCUGUGUCGAGCGGAUGACUGUCCCAUGCUCAUGCCAAUCUGUGGAAGCAGAAAAAAGAGAGAUGUGUUGGAGAGAAAGGAGACAAAUGUUGCAUCUGGAAAUGCUGUGCUGACUGCUGGGCCCAUCAUCACAAGAAGUGAAGAAACACCAACCAACAAUUCCCAGCUUGCCAACUUGAAAGCUCCGGCGUUUCAGAUGAACACAAUAACCAGUGCACUCAUCUCAGGCAUCAUCAUCCUGGGUGUGAUGAGCGUUUGCUUCUUCAUCUUCUCCCUCACACUCCUCAAAGGCAAGGGCAUUCCUGUCAGCACCGUGCCAGGCAUCCGUAACCCAGCCUUCAACUGAGCUCAUCAACCAACCACAGACACUCCUUCCUGUGUGACCAUGCUAACACCGGGACAGAUGGGACUCAUGAUGUCUGCACAGGCAGUAUUCUACAGAAACCAAGUCGAAAUGUUGAAUUAGAAAACUGUUACCAGGUGUAUGAGCAUAGAAAAGAUGGGGAAAUAAAAUGUUUUUUUGAUAUUUUGUGUUUAAGCUCUGUGCAGGCAAAGGUGAUCAAUUGUAACGAUGCUUUAACCCACAUAGACUGGACUCUGACGACUUCAUUCAAUACCUCAGCUAUUCAGCUUCUAUUUGCAGAGCCGAGGCUCAGUAACAUGGCUCGCAGCGCUACAUCUGCUUAUAAAGCCAGGCUGAACUGUAAGAGCACUAGCCUGAGCGGGUGAGAGACCAUCGCAUUCGUUCAAUUAAAAGUGAUUCAUUGAACUCUUAAAGCCUCAGGCCAGGGUCCUUAGCCUGAAGCUUUCUUGUCAUGAGACUAGACAUUAUAAAAAUACUGGGUAAAUAUAUAAUUUAUUAAUAUUGCUUCUUAUUUUUGGAAGAGUAGUGUAAUGAGUAAUCUAUUCAUAGAUGUGAUGUAGCUGUAGGAAAUGUAGGACACUCAUUCACUUGAAGUCUUUGAUGCAAUGAGGCAACAAUAAAACUUGUUUCAGUUUCAGCUGUAAAUGUACAAAAUGUAAUUGUGUAUAACUUUCCUGAAAUGUAUUUUAUCUUAAAGUGGCAUUACAGAUCUGUCUUCUAAAUGUAGACAUGGUGUACAGUUGUGCAUAUUAC